AUGUUUAAACAUUUGCCUGCAUCCUGUUACUUACAGUUGUCUCUGGUACUGUUUAAACAUUUGCCUGCAUCCUGUUACUUACAGUUGUCUCUCGUAAUGUUUAAACAUUUGCCUGCAUCCUGUUACUUACAGUUGUCUCUUGUAAUGUUUAAACAUUUGCCUGCAUCCUGUUACUUACAGUUGUCUCUUGUAAUGUUUAAACAUUUGCCUGCAUCCUGUUACUCACAGUUGUCUCGCGUAAUGUUUAAACAUUUGCCUGCAUCCUGUUACUUACAGUCGUCUCUCUUAAUGUUUAAACAUUUGCCUGCAUUCUGUUACUUACAGUUGUCUCUCGUACUGUUUAAACAUAUUCCUGCAUCAUUCCCUCUUAAAGUCGUCUCUCGUGUUGUUUAA
Molecule: messenger RNA, 393 nt
Organism: Candidula unifasciata
Lineage: Eukaryota; Metazoa; Mollusca; Gastropoda; Stylommatophora; Geomitridae
Source: the annotation of a GenBank genome assembly